This is a messenger RNA of Ostrea edulis (European flat oyster), 2591 nucleotides long. Its product is annotated as glutathione S-transferase 1-like. The coding region runs from base 119 to 754 and encodes 211 amino acids. NCBI's taxonomy places the organism in Eukaryota, Metazoa, Mollusca, Bivalvia, Ostreida, Ostreidae. The transcript has 4 exons. The record is from RefSeq and is a predicted model, not a curated record.
AAUUCAUAAACACGCCCUCUGUCGCGACAGAACAUAAAAGUAUAUAAACUUUCUGUAUAGAGUUUGUUGCAUUGAUAACCGACAUUGUGAAACAGGUGCGAGGAAUAUACAAAGAAACAUGGAGACUAAUGAUAACAAAAUGCUACUUUAUUAUUUCCCAAAUUUUCGCUCCAACCGAUGUAUAUGGCUCAUUCAUGAACUGGAAGCCACAAACGAUGUCCAGUUUGAGUUAUUCAAUACAAGGGAUCUGGACAAAUCUAAAGUCGACCAUUACCGAAGGACCGUGCACCCUCUUGGUACAGUACCAGCUCUAGUUAUAGAGGGGAAAGAACCCAUGAUAGAAUCUGGGGCGAUUUGCAUGUAUCUGGCUGAACUGUACCAGAAACUGCUGCCAGAAAACAACAGAAAAAUGGACUAUCUCAACGUUAUAUUUUACUGUUGCGGUACCAUCGAUGAGAUCCUUGAACAUCUCUUUGUCCAGUGGAUGUUCACAGAGCCCGAGAAGAGGGACAACGGCUUGAUUCAGAAUAUGAUGAUCAAAUUUGACGCCGCGGCCUCUCAUCUAGAAAAACUCUUACACAACAGAAAAUUCAUAUGUGGAGACGAAUUAACGGCAGCAGAUUGUGUCCUUGGCUACAACUUAUGGUGGGCCAGUGUGAUGCAAGGCGGGGAAUUGUUGAACAACCACCCAGAGCUUAUGUCGUACUACGAUAGACUGAAGAGGCGAGAAAACUUCAAACGGACAUUCUCAUGAAGAACUUAAAAUCUACAUCUCACUAUUUCCCGCUUUAUGCCAAUGAUCUGCAAUAGUCAUUGUUUUAUUGUAAAACUCGGACACAACUGUAUUUUAAAGUAUGAUUUAUUCCGAAGAAAUAUUGUUGAAAAGUCCCAUUUGGUUUACCAGGGGUUUUCUGCAUGUAACACAUACCGUAUCAACAUGCCAGAAGCGAAUUAUUCAGAAUAUCCAGAUAACUAUUACUGAUUAUGUCUCCCCUUCACAGUUUGUUAUGUGAAUUCUUCUUCCACUUCUCAUAUAAAGUUUGUCCGGGCCAUAACUUCUUUGUCUUUUGACAUAGUCUUUUAAUAUAUGGCAUGUGGGCAUACCAUAAGACAGUGUGUAGCGUACUAUUUUUGAAGACCUUUGGCCUUGACCUUUUAUGUAAAAAUUUAUUUUGUCAGGACCAUAACUUUUUUUGUCGUUUGACAUAGGCCUUUAAUAUUUGGUAAGUUGGCAAGUUUGAUUUACUAUCAUAUGCUCACAACACUGUUCCUUGUUUGAUGUUAUUUACUGUAAGUAUUAAUUUAAAUUAAAAGAGUAAUUGGCCUCAAUCAUCCAUGCAAACUUCUUGGAAAACUUUUUGAUACCAUGGUUGUUCCCAUUUUACUAUAUGGAAGUAAAAUUUGGGGACUUUUAAAGGCUAGUUAAAAAGAAUUUGAAUCUUAUAAACAAGUUCAUUUGAAUUUUAUAAAAGAAAUUCUAGGAGUUCAUUGUAAAGUUUUUAAUGAUGCAUGGCGAGCAGAGCUCAAUCGUUUACCUUUAAGAAAUAUAAUCUUACAGUCUUGUGUGAAAUUCUUAGAUCAUAUUCAAACUCAGGAUGAAUCAUUAGUUAAUAAAAUAGAUCAAACAACUAAAAUAUUAAAUCCAUUGGUUAAAACCUUUAAUGUAACUUUACAUAGUUAAGGAUUUUCUUUCAUCAUAAAUAAAGAUAGUGAUGUAAAACUCCAUUAAACAAAGAAUUACUGAACAAUUUUUGCAAACUGCAAAUACCCAUAACUCUGACAAGUUGACACUUUUCAGUAAAUUAUAUAACAUGAAUAAACGAGCAGUCUAUGUUGAUAAAUUAACAAACAGAUUUGAUAGGUCAAUGAUCCAUAAAAUUAGAAUAAGUGCUCAUGUCAGCUAAAAUGCUAUAGAAAAAGGAAGAUUCAAUUGUUUUUGUAAUGCCUGCAAAACCAAAAUCAUUGAAGAUGAAGAACAUUUUUUAUUACAUUGUACUGCAUAUACAGAAAUACGAGCUAAAUUGUUAAAAGAACUGAAAUCUCGUAUUAAAAAUGUAAACUUGAUUGAUAUAAAUGCUAAACUUCAAAUAUUGCUGAAUAAUAACUCAUUGAAAAUCCUGAAAUUGUCUACAAUCAUUCAUUUUUGACUGUCUUAACUUUAGAAAAUCCCUUUUAUGCUGAAAUGCUAAUUGCCAAAAACUACUUUUAUACUUUUAUAAGCAUUAUUAUAAGCUUGUUUACCAAUGAGAAUAUAAUGACAAAGUUUGAGUACACAUGUAUACGUUUGUCUAUGUUUGUACACACAUACAUGUAUGUAUUCUAAUCUGUCAAUUUAAUUUUGAAUAAGAACUGUAACUCAGUUGAAUAUGUGUUAAAUAUGUGUAUGUAUAUAUGUAUGUAUUAUGCACCAUAAUUGUCAUUUACAGACACAAGUAUAUUUAUACAAUAUUUCUAUUGUCAUAAGUAUGAAACAUUAUUGCUAUGUCAUGUCAUUACAGGUACUAUUAUUAUUGUUAUUUUGUUUUACACAUGCGCAAUAACCAUAACUUGUUGAUGCAUGAUGUGUUGCGCCAAUAAAGAAUUUGAAUUUA